This is a messenger RNA of Ictalurus punctatus (channel catfish), 5505 nucleotides long. It is a transcript of the gene kcnq5b, whose product is annotated as potassium voltage-gated channel, KQT-like subfamily, member 5b. The record is from RefSeq and is a predicted model, not a curated record. Gene Ontology annotation, biological process: transmembrane transport; potassium ion transport. NCBI's taxonomy places the organism in Eukaryota, Metazoa, Chordata, Actinopteri, Siluriformes, Ictaluridae. Gene Ontology annotation, cellular component: membrane. Gene Ontology annotation, molecular function: voltage-gated potassium channel activity. The coding region runs from base 743 to 3553 and encodes 936 amino acids. The transcript has 15 exons.
UGGGAGAGUUGACGAGUUGCGCGUGAAGUGUGGAAAGACGUGUCAUAUAACCUCUGUUGUUAGAUUUGAAAGUUUGCGUUAAUUAAAAAUUUUAUGAUUUAAAACACAGAGCGAGAGAGAGAGAGAGAGAGAGAGAGAGAGAGAGAUUUAGAGUUGAGAUUGUGCGUUUGUAUUGAAAUAGGCAGUGGAAUUUAUAUUCCUUUGUAAUUCUUCACCUCUGAGUCUGGAAGGUGCUGAGAAAGAAAUCGCUUUUUCUUCACAACCUGUAAAGAGCACGAGCUACCGGUUUGAGAAGGAUGUAAACACGCCUGAAGCAGCGCGCGCGCACGUGUGUGCGCACUGUUGAGAAGCCGUGCUGCUGUUGUAAGCAGAGCUGGCACAGACGGUGAGAUCCGCUUCCUGUGCGCGCGCUUCUCACUCACAGCGCGACAUUAAUGCGGACUGAGGAAGCCGCGAGACAACUCCAAGUUUAAACUGAUUUGUGAAGACUUUGGACGUUUGUGUUUUCGCUUCAGCGCGCAGUGCAGUGCACGUGAGAGGUAAAGCGAACCCGGAGGAAGCGCGCUUUGCAGUUUGUCGGAAGUGUUUGCAUUGGGGCAUGUUUGCACUGUGCGUCUGGCGGGAAACCUGUUUCGCGUCCUGUUUCCCCGUGAAGCGUCGCGUGGAAGUGUGAGCGGCGGCGACGCACGCAUGAGCCGCGCGCUCGGAGCGGCGCGCACUCUCGGCCGGCUCCGGUGAGGACAUGCCGCGCGACCGCGGCGUAGACGAAGGCGCUUCCGGCGGCGUGCGCCUCGAAACACGCGGCACGGAGGACGUGGAACGGGGCGGCGGGGUCGCGCGGCGCCCGGGUACGGACGGACGGCGGGGAGAGCGCGGCGCCCGCCUCAGCCUGCUCGGCAAGCCGCUGGUAUAUGGCACGCAGUGUGGCCGCAGGAACGCGCGCUACCGCCGUUUGCAGAACUGCCUGUACAACGUGCUUGAGCGACCGCGCGCCUUGGCGUUCGUCUAUCACGCGCUUGUGUUUGUGUUGGUGUUUGGCUGCUUGGUGCUGUCCGUGUUCUCAACCAUUCCUGAUCAUCAAGAAAUGUCAUCACGUUCUCUGUUCAUAUUGGAGUUUGUGAUGAUUAUUGUGUUUGGGAUGGAGUACCUCGUGCGGAUCUGGUCUGCAGGCUGUUGCUGCCGGUAUCGGGGAUGGCAGGGACGACUGCGGUUUGCCCGAAAGCCGUUCUGCAUUAUAGACAUCAUUGUACUGAUUGCAUCGGUCGCCGUGGUUUCGGCCGGUAGCCAAGGCAACAUCUUUGCCGCGUCGGCACUGAGGAGCAUGCGCUUCCUGCAGAUCUUGCGCAUGGUGCGCAUGGACCGCCGCGGAGGCACCUGGAAGCUUCUGGGAUCUGUAGUUUACGCACACAGCAAGGAGCUUGUGACUGCCUGGUACAUCGGCUUUCUGGUGCUCAUCUUCGCCUCCUUCCUCGUCUACCUUGUAGAGAAGGACUCGAAUAAGGAGUUUUCUACGUACGCUGACGCACUCUGGUGGGGCACUAUUACUCUGACCACUAUUGGCUAUGGAGAUAAGACUCCCAAGACAUGGACGGGCCGCUUGCUGUCCUCAGGCUUCGCGCUGCUCGGCAUCUCCUUCUUCGCUCUGCCUGCGGGUAUCCUGGGUUCAGGUUUCGCUCUUAAAGUCCAAGAGCAGCACCGACAGAAGCACUUUGAGAAGAGAAGGAAUCCUGCAGCUUGCCUCAUCCAGUGUGUUUGGCGUAGCUAUGCGGCUGAUGAGAACUCGGUUUCCAUUGCUACCUGGAAGCCACAUUUAAAGGCGUUGCAUACCUGCAGUCCUACAAAGAAGGACCAAGCGGAGACCUCGACAAAUAAGGGUCUUAGUGAUAAGCGCAGACUUCGCAGGAAACUGAGUUCAAGGAGUCAGAAGCUGAGCUUUAAAGACCGUGUAAGGAUGGCUAGUCCUCGCGGUCAGAGCAUCAAGAGCAGACAGACGUCCGUCACAGACCGGCGUUCCCCGGGCGCUGAGAUCAGCACCGACGGCCCAAGUCCAACCAAAGUACAGAAGAGCUGGAGCUUCAACGACCGCACUCGCUUCAGACCCUCUCUCCGCCUCAAGAGCCAGUCCCGCUCCACCACCGAUGGUGAGCCUAAUAUGGCACCAGAGGAGGGUGUCGAUGAGAAAGGCUGUCACUGUGAGAUCUCCGCUGAGGACUUGUUACCAGCAGUGAAGACCGUCAUCCGAGCAGUCCGGAUCAUGAAGUUCCACGUGGCAAAAAAGAAGUUUAAGGAGACGCUGCGUCCGUAUGACGUUAAGGACGUGAUCGAGCAAUACUCAGCAGGACACCUAGACAUGUUGUGCCGGAUUAAAAGUUUACAGACGAGAGUGGACCAGAUCCUGGGGAAGGGGCAGGUCCCUGUAGAUAAGAAGCUGAGGGAGAAGAUGCUGUCUGAUGGGGAUCUGCUGGAGGACGUCAGCAUGUUGGGGAGGGUGUGUAAAGUCGAGAGGCAGGUACAGUCUAUUGAAUCCAAGUUGGACUCGUUGCUGGACGUCUACCGGCAGGUCCUACAAAAAGGCACCUCCUCAGCUCUAAGCCUGUCCUCUCUGCCCCUGUUUGAGCUGGCACAAACAACAGACUACCCAAGUCCAGUCUUUACCAAGGAUCUCUCCUCUCCCUCGCAGUUCAGCCAAAUGAGUGGCUCCAACUUCCCCCGGGGCUUCCAUGUCAUCUUGGCUCCCAAUGAGUUCAACUUCAACUUGAACAAUUCAUCAGGGUCUCCCUCUGUAGAUGACAAGCUCAGUUCUGCCUCACCAUUUAGCCCAUCUCCGCUUCAGCCUCUUGCCACACCCACCACAGAUUGCCCACCUGCUUUCAUGGCAAACAAUGUUCACCCUGGUGGGGUGCAUUUUCCCAGACUCGCCAGCCCUCCCCCACCCCCUCUGGCGUCUACACGGUUUCAGCUGCCCCUGUUACCACCUCAGUCAGGCCAAGUGAACAACAGAUCAACCCAAUCUCAAUCCAGUCCUUCUGAUCAUUUCCCGCCCUCCUAUUCAAACAGAUCCCUGCAGGACUUGGCACCAAGCGUUAGAAAUCAGCCCAGCACCAAAGAGGACACUUCCUGGAGGAGACUUAUGAGCCCAGAGAUGGGAAUGGAGGUGGACCCUCUGGUGGAGCUCUCACCCUCUUCAGUGUCAGAUGGAGGAGACCAGGCUGUGGGAAAGUCCUUCUCUGUCCAGGACCUCAUUGGGAUUCCAGAGGUUGAUGGUCACCACAGCCUCUCAGCCAGCAGCAGCCAGGACUCUUUGGCUGCAGAGAGUGAAAUGGGAGGAGGUGGCUGGGCCGAGGCUGAUCUCUUCAUUGCAGAUGGAGACCUGGAGAACUCAGUUCAGUCUCGGCCCCCAGGCUUUGGUUUCCUGGCACAGCCUGCUGCAAAUUCCAAUUUCUCCUCUGAACUUUUGAGGACAGGGGCAGCAACAAGGGAUGGCCUCAGCCUAUCGCCCAAAAUGGGUGGUACGCAACCUUUCAUUAUGCCACACAUUCGGCUAAAACAAUAAGUCGUGGACAUGACGAACUCUCAUUAGACUUGAUCUUCUUGAAGGACAUAACUUGCUUGAAAGCUUUGUCUUAUUUUAAAGUAUUUUAUUUUAGAAGCUGGAAAUGGGAGCUUGGAAAGGCAAGAAUGGAGUUUGGGGUAUUGUUUUUAUGUUCGUUUUUUUUUUUUUAAUUUGUUUUCAUUUUAGAUUUAAUUUUAUAUAUUGUUGUUGUUAAGUACUGAUUUAUUUAAGAAGAGAAAAAAAUUUCAUACAGUGAACAUACAUGAGGACUAUUCAUUGCAUGUAGUGUGUUUUUUUUAAAGCACUGUAUUACUGUGUUAGCCUAACGAGGGAAAUCCGCAACAUAACGAAAAGGCGCUUUCUCACAUACUGUAUUAUUCCUUGCUUAGUUCAGAUCAAUGAAAUUGACACGUUUCCUUUUGGGGAAUUUUCCAUUUCACGUCACAACAAAAAAUACCUUGCAUGCGGAGACCGAUAGGAUUGGAUAUGUACUUUAUAUGUAAAUCUUUUAUUGAUUGGCUCUUUUGUGUAAAUGAGUCAAUUCAGGGUUGAAUUGUGUUCUCAAGUCAAUCAAACUGCACUAGGAUUCACUCACUUGGUCACAGACUGGCCAUUUUGGUCCAUACCUAAGUGCGAUUGCUGGGUUCACACUUGGCUAAACAAACCACAUAGGUAAAAAGGCCAUAAGUUCAAAAUAACUGCAUGUCUCCGAUUAAAAAAAACUAAAGAAGGUACAGUAUUGCUUAUGUUGCACAUAAGGACCACAGGAACUGAUGAAACUGGAAAGGAAGGUUUAUGAACAAGUUCGCUUGACAAUGUCAUGUUAUUUUAGAUACUAAUUCUUUUUAAAGAUAUAAAAUAAAAUCAAUGAAGACAAAAGGGAGAAGUAUGAGUAGGGCCAGCUCUAGAGGAAGUGUCGGGGAGCCAUCAAUGCUAUGAAACAUGAAGAGUUUACAUAAGCCAAGUUUGAAAACUCAGGUCGAUUGAUUUGAUUUGGCGAUUUUUUUGGGACGUUUACGUGUAAUCAAAAGCCAAUAAAUUACAGGAAUAGAUGCGCGACACCCUUUGAGGCAGCAGAAGGAAUGGAGACUCACCACUGAGAGUUUUCUCAAUAAGAGGCAAGGUGUACAGUAUGUUCAUCUGAUUUUGGAUACAGUAUAAAGCAAAGGGUUUUUUGUGUUUGUAUGAUAAAAUCUCACAAAAACCUAAACUGGAAAAGAUGACAAACCUGCCAAGCUUUACCCAAGCCCAAAGAGUUCAAUUAGGUUAGUAGCACAGUGAAGCUACGCCAAGAGAUAAAAGCCUAGCGUCAAUGGAAAACGAUGACAAAAUAAAUGCUUCAAGCAAGAUAGAAUGAAGGAGCUGUUGACUAUUCAUUUGAUUCAUUCAUCCAAGAUGCUUCUUGCAUGAGCAAAUCUGCAGCAGACUCUGAUAAUACAGGUUAAACAGAAAGAAGGUAAUAAACUCAAAGCAGUGUUGAUUUAUGAAAGAAUCAAAUCUCAAAAUGCAAUGCACAUUAAUACAUUUUAAACAGAUGAUACUGUUUUGUGCCUCAGUAGUAUUUAUUCAUAUUUAUUACUAUUUAUUGUUUAUCACUUAUCACUUGGCUGCUUUUUCUGAUAUUUGAAUGACCCACACACAUAUCCUCAAUAAGACCAUCAUGUUAAAGACUUGGAUCCUCCUCUUUGCCCCCUAUGAAAAGAAAUCCUAGAACCUCCUCUGAGUAUGAGAAGCCUGUUGUAGUAAAAUGAUAGAAAUAACAAUGCUACUGUAAAACUAGAAAUUGCUAUAACAAAUUUCAAAUGUUUUUUGUUAUAUUCUAAGAGGAACAGACAUUGUUGCAUAUCCUAUAACAUGUAGUAUGCUAUAUUUUAUAUAGUUUUGUCAAGCCAACUUAAAACUUUUUUCCUCAGAAAAAUAAAUAAAUUGUUUUUACAUCUUUUUAAAUGUUA